This is a messenger RNA of Camelina sativa (false flax), 294 nucleotides long. NCBI's taxonomy places the organism in Eukaryota, Viridiplantae, Streptophyta, Magnoliopsida, Brassicales, Brassicaceae. The record is from RefSeq and is a predicted model, not a curated record.
AAAUAAAUAAAACAAAUCAUCGUUAAUUUUUAGGCCUUUUUACUCAUCAAUCCAGCUAGCCUUUCUAACCUCUGCCACCAGAAAAACAAAGAAUAGACAGAUUCAUUCAUUAGAAGAAGAAGACAACACAAUCCAUAUUCUCUUACCCAAUCGUCGUUUCGAUUUUGCAGAUCUCGUCUCCUUGUCGAUUUAUUCGUAGAGAUGGAAAGUUCGAAGGGGUCUCAGAAUCUUAGAAAUCUCCCAUGCGCUGGGAAGCAGGCUUUACUUCCUCCGAAAAGUCCGUUUACUGGUGGC